UAUAACUACAUUUCCCAUAAUCACCUUUGGUAAAUAGUAUGGAAGCCCGUGGGUCCAAUAAUAACAAUUUCGCAUAUCUGUGCUACCGCUGCUGUUCUUAAAGGAGACGCAUCCUAAACAGGCCUUGUCUCAGCCAAAGAAAUAUGAGGUUUGCUAUAGCUUUAAGAAGUAAAUAAUGCUCAGUGUUUGUAAAAUUAUAUUUCUCAUGUACCGUAACUUUUUUUUAUUAAUAAGAUAGCUAAUUAAAUGUCUGCGUGGUGACGGAAAAUUUACUCUUGACCGAGCUAACAAAACUUGGUCCCACCAGGGCCUUCUACGUUGGUCUAAAUUUUCUAUUUCCUCAACUAAGUAGUAACAAAAGUCUUUGAGGGUUUUAACAGUUGAAUAAGAGCGGCAUGGACUCGGAGGAAGACGAGGUUUCAGGUUCUCUUUCUGGUGUUGUAACAACCGGAGACUCAACGGAGGCCCCUACACCAUCCACGGACUCGGUUCAACCGUCCAGGGGGAGGAAAGGACGCAAAAGGCGGGUGAAAACUGCUGUGACCUCCCCGGACCCCGAUGACUCUCGGUCUAAUACCGGAGGUUCUGUGCGUGUUUUGCGAGCCAGGGGAGCUAUAGUUGGCACAGCUACUGGGUCCAAGAAUGCCACCUGCAAGAAAAAACCUGCUAGUCUGCUUCGUGAACGUGGUAAAGCUGCGGGAUCACGCUCCAAACACUCACCUGUCAUGCAAACUGCCAUUAAGAAAACCAGAACCAAAAAAGUAUCCAAACACCCUCUUGGACCAAAGCUGUCCAGAUCUAGAAGGGGCAAAGGGAGACCCCCAGCCCAAGCCUCACACACUACACAAGCAACAGCGUUCAAGUCCGAAGCAGGGAUGGAGGCUUCAUCAUGUGGAGAGGAAACAGGUGAUUUGAAAGGAAGCAGUGACAAUUUUGCAGAACCAGACGCAGCUCUCAGCGAGGACCCUCCAUUCAGAGAUGACCCCGAUGACCUCAUCUACAAACCCUGAGACAAAGAUGUACGUUGAAUGUUAUUUC
Molecule: messenger RNA, 1038 nt
Organism: Lates calcarifer (barramundi perch)
Lineage: Eukaryota; Metazoa; Chordata; Actinopteri; Centropomidae
Exons: 5
Coding region: 396-1010 (204 amino acids)
Source: RefSeq, a predicted model, not a curated record